This is a messenger RNA of Gambusia affinis (western mosquitofish), 4697 nucleotides long. RefSeq names its product RAS p21 protein activator (GTPase activating protein) 1a (gene rasa1a). The record is from RefSeq and is a predicted model, not a curated record. The transcript is spliced from 25 exons. NCBI's taxonomy places the organism in Eukaryota, Metazoa, Chordata, Actinopteri, Cyprinodontiformes, Poeciliidae. The coding region runs from base 683 to 3787 and encodes 1034 amino acids. Gene Ontology annotation, biological process: regulation of GTPase activity. Gene Ontology annotation, molecular function: protein binding.
AAGAGAGGCAGAGGGAGGGGAGAGUAAAAGCAGCAGAGCAGCAGCGGGCAACAAGCCACCAGCCCUGAAACCCAGAAAUAACAGCGUACUUAGCGGGAAUGAUCAAGAAAGCAUAACUUUUGCACAAAAGAAUUAAUUUUUCAAGCCUAAAACGACAUAGAAUUCAAAGAAUUGGGCGACAAGGAUUGGCCGUUUUCUGUUUUUUUAUUUUAAGGCACCGAACUAAGAACGAAAGAAAGCAACAACACUGGAAAAAAGACGGGGAUUACACACAACAGUGACAAUAAAACACUCCUCGAGAAGUGGUCUGCCUGGUCUAAGGGUGAGGUCCGAAUUAAAAACUGAAAAAAAUUGGAAAACAGGUAUUUUUCUGAGCAUAUUGUGCGUGGUUUAUUUCCAAGUACCGUUUCUGUGUGAACUUUAAACUCAGGAAACAAUGAAGACCUAGUCAGCAAGAACUCAUCAAGUGUCUCGACGCUGCUAGCGUUAGCGAGCGAAGGGGCUGUAAAGCUAAGGGAGCUAAGUUAGCUGUUGGCUAAUGUUAGCUUGCUAGCUAAACGUGUUUUUUCAGAAACUUUUCGUGUUGUUUCCACGAAGCCCAAACACUGAAGGAUUAUUCUGAGGACAGAGGGGAAGGGCAGGUUCCCUUCUGGACUUUUCCCCCUCUGCGUACUUUUCUAACAUGAUGGCUACAGAGGUCAGCAGUGAGGAUGCGGGUUCGGUCACGACAGAAACAAGGGUGGCAAGCGGAGGAGGAGGCCCGGAGACGGCCCCUUUCCCCUGCUAUCCUAAGCCGAACAGAGUGCGAGUCACCGAUCUGGGACAAGAACCGACCCAAACCACCCGCCAAGAUUCAAACACUUCUCCGGACUCGCUUCCCGACACAAGUAUCUAUCCGGUGCCUGGUGGGGAUAUAACGGGAUCAUUGCUCUCCCCAGCUGGGAGUGGUGGUCAGGCAGUUUUCCAAGGAACCAACUCAGGGACAAGGGGCGGCAUGUGCAACUCUCCCACCUCAGAGAGUCCAACCAGUCGGAGUUCACCCACAUCUACAGGCCCGGAUGGCUCUACGAGCUUCCCACCUCUGCCACCUGCGCCCCCCAUGGAUGAAAGCGACCUGCCGGAUUGGGGGGAUGAGGAAGAUUUGGUGUUUCCUCUUUCUGCACCUCCCACAAACCAGUGGUACCAUGGCAAACUAGACCGAACCAUUGCAGAGGAGCGUUUGCGCCAGGCCCGGACCCCUGGCAGCUACCUCAUCAGGGAGAGUGACCGCCGGCCCGGUUCAUUUGUCCUGUCUUUCCUCAGUAUGACCAAUGUGGUCAACCAUUUCAGGAUAAUCGCCAUGUGUGGGGACUAUUACAUUGGUGGUCGACGGUUCUGUUCUCUAUCAGACCUGAUUGGUUACUACAGCUAUGUGUCUUGCCUAUUAAAAGGAGAGAAGCUCCUCUCACCAGUGGCACCUCCGGAGCCUGUAGAAGACAGGAGGAGAGUCAGGGCCAUACUUCCAUACACCAAAGUGCCAGAUACCGAUGAGAUCAGCUUUCUGAAAGGAGACAUGUUUAUUGUUCACAACGACCUAGAGGACGGCUGGAUGUGGGUCGCCAAUGUUCGCACAGAAGAGCAAGGGCUCAUAGUGGAGGAUCUGGUGGAGGAGGUGGGCCGAGAGGAGGACCCACACGAGGGAAAAGUUUGGUAUCAUGGAAAGAUCACAAAGACGGAGGCUUACAACCUUCUUAUGUCAGUUGGCCAGGUUUGCAGCUUCCUGGUCCGACCAUCAGACAACACACCUGGGGACUACUCCCUCUUUUUUCGCACUAGUGAAAACAUCCAAAGGUUCAAGAUCUCCCCGACUCCAAACAAUCAGUACAUGAUGGGAGGGAGGUACUACAACAGCCUUGACGAUAUCAUUGAUCAUUAUAAGAAAGAACAGAUUGUUGAGGGCUACAACCUGAAAGAACCCGUUUCCAUACAGCACCAGGAGCAAGUACUAACUGACAUAACGGAUGGGAGGGAAAUUUAUAACACUAUCAGACGGAGAACAAAAGAUGCUUUCUACAAAAACAUAGUCAAAAAAGGCUAUCUCCUCUUCAGCAAAGGAAAAGGAAAAAGGUGGAAGAACCUUUACUUCAUCCUGGAGGGCAACGACGCACAGCUCAUCUAUUUUGAAAGCGAGAAGAGAGCUACCAAACCCAAAGGGCUGAUAGACCUAAGUGUGUGCUUCGUGUAUGAUGUGCACGACAGUCUGUUUGGCAGGCCAAACUGUUUCCAGAUUGUUGUUCAGCACUUUAGUGAGGAACAGUACAUAUUCUACUUCGCAGGAGAGGUCCAAGAGCAGGCCCAGGAUUGGAUGAAAUGCCUUCAGACGUUCUGUAGUAACCUAAGAAAAACCACUGUACCGACUUCCAACAAAAGGCUCCGGCAGGUGAGCAGCCUGGUGCUGUAUGUGGAGGAGGCCCACAAGUUGCCGGUGAAGUAUUUUACCAACCCUUACUGCAACAUCUACCUGAACAGCGUCCAGGUUGCCAAGACGCAUCCACGAGAAGGACAGAAUCCCGUCUUCACCGAGGAGUUCAACUUCGAUGACCUGUCCAGCGAAGUAAACAGAUUUGAAAUCAGUCUGAGCAACAAAACAAAGAAGAACAAAGACUGCGACAUCUUGUUCAUGCGGUGCCAGCUGGGUCGCUUGCAGAAGGGUCAGAUGAUUGACGAGUGGUUCCCGCUGAGCUCCCAUGUCCCUCUGAAGGGGAUCGAGCCGGGAUCGCUGCGGGUGCGCCAUCGCUACUCCAUGGAGAAGAUCAUGCCGGAGGAGGAGUACAGUGAAUUUAAAGAGAUGAUCCUGCAGAAAGAUUUCCACGCAAUCUACGCUUUGGCCAGCGUUUGUGGUCAGGACCGCACAUUGCUGGCCAGCCUCCUCCUGCAGAUCUUUAGGCACGAGAAGGCUGAAGCGCCUCUACUGAGGACGCUCAACGACAGAGAAAUUAACAUGGAGGAUGAGGCGACAACGUUGUUCAGAGCAACUACACUGGCCAGCACGCUCAUGGAGCAGUACAUGAAGGCCACGGCCACGCCCUUCGUCCACUACGCGCUGAAGGACACCAUCCUCAAAAUCAUGGAAAGCAAACAGUCAUGUGAGUUAAAUCCUUCCAAACUGGAAAAGAACGAGGAUGUUAGUACCAACCUGGCUCACCUUCUCAACAUAUUGUCGGAGCUUGUGGAGAAGAUCUUCAUGGCUGCGGACAUCCUACCGCCGACGUUAAGGUUCAUCUAUGGCUGCCUGCAGAAAUCUGUUCAGCAGAAGUUCCCCAGCAACCACACCAUGCGGACAAGGGUCGUGAGUGGCUUUGUCUUUCUAAGGCUGAUCUGCCCUGCCAUUCUCAACCCCAGAAUGUUCAACAUCAUUGCUGACCCUCCAUCUCCAACAGCAGCCAGGACUCUCACACUGGUGGCCAAGUCUGUUCAGAAUCUGGCCAACCUGGUUGAAUUUGGUGCUAAGGAACCCUAUAUGGAGGGAGUUAAUCCAUUUAUUAAAAACAACAAACAUCGGAUGAUCAUGUUCCUGGAUGAGUUAGGCAAUGUCCCUGAUCUCCCUGAACACCCGGAGCCGUUCAGGACGGACCUGUCGCGGAACUUGGCUGCGCUGCACGAGGUCUGCGCCACGCACUCGGACGAGCUCCGCACUCUGAGCAACGAACGAGGCGCGCAGCAGCACGUCCUGAAAAAGCUGCUGGCCAUCACAGAGCUCCUCCAGCAGAAGCAGACUCAGUAUGCCAUGUCCAACAGCAACAGGUAGUACUGCAGCCCAUUGCUCCCAUUUGUCCAUCUUUGCGCCGAGCCCCCUCCCCUCUCCGUGAGCACAGCCCUGGGGGAGACCUAGCAUGCUCUUCCCCUCAUCACAAUGGAACCACUCUCCAUCAUGUCUCCGUCUGAUAGUCCCACCCAUCCUCACCCAUCAUCUUGUCUCAUUCACCACAAAAAGAGCUAUGCAGCAGCAGCGUCCGCGUACAACAAGCAACCCGGCUCCUAAAAACAGCAAAUGGAAAAAAAACAAACAAAAACUAAAAACAAAGCAAACUUGCACCAAUGACUGAUUGCUACAUUUUAUCCCCUUUGGACUUUGUUCAUAACUGUGAUGUGGGUGCAUUUCAUUCAUUCACCAAGAGGACCAAAUAUAAGGAUUUUAUAUGGCUUCCUUGUACCUACUGUGCUUUAAAGGCACAAAUUGCCAAAGUUAUGGUCCCCUACUUUCAACUCAGUGAGGAAACUGACAUGAAGAAGCUAGUUCUCCAACCCCCUUUAAUGGUAAACUGGAUUCUGAGCAAAUAUGCUUUUUAUACUGUAAUUAGUUACUGAUUUAAUUUUAAAGGUUGUGACAAUAUCUGCAAAACGCUGAAAGAAACAUUUCUGUCUGUUCUUUUUUUUUUCUCAGAAAACCUAUGGUUAUUUUAUAUUAAUAAAUUCUCUUGCUGGAAUCAUGAGUAUAUAUGUGAGAUAAGCUGACUUUUUUUCUUUUGCCAGGUCAUAAUUGUAUCAGUUAUAUUUGAUUAUUUGGCUGCGGCUUCUUUUUCUGUUUUAAAAGAUCCCAUUUGCCGUUCAGGACACAUAAUCAAAGAAACCAAGUAAAAGUUUACAGUGGUAUUUUUUUUUUUAAAUAGUAUAGACUGUAUAACAGACAUGCAUGCACUUAUUAAACUGUUUUUUUU